AUGUCUAGUGUCACAGUGAAGGCAGCAGCGUGGGUUCAUCCCCCCGGAGCUGACCGUUACAGUGUACACAGACAAGAUGGCAGCUUCUUGGAAGACGAGUUUGAAGAUGCGCCUGAUGUGGAGCCGUUAGAACCGACACUGAAGAACAUCAUCGAGCAGAAAUCUCUGAAGUGGAUAUUUGUGGGUGGAAAAGGUGGUGUUGGCAAAACCACAUGUAGCUGCAGUUUGGCUGUCCAGCUGGCUGCCGUCAGGGAGAGUGUCCUCAUCAUCUCCACUGACCCCGCUCAUAACAUCUCUGAUGCUUUUGACCAGAAGUUCUCAAAGGUGCCUACUAAGGUCAAGGGCUAUGACAACCUCUUUGCAAUGGAGAUCGACCCGAGCCUGGGUGUGGCCGAGCUGCCCGAUGAGUUCUUCGAGGAGGACAACAUGCUCAGUAUGGGUAAGAAGAUGAUGCAGGAGGCCAUGAGCGCCUUCCCUGGCAUUGACGAGGCCAUGAGCUACGCCGAGGUCAUGAGGUUAGUCAAAGGAAUGAACUUCUCAGUGGUGGUCUUUGACACGGCCCCCACUGGUCACACGCUGCGGCUGCUCAACUUCCCCACCAUCGUGGAGCGUGGUCUGGGCCGCCUCAUGCAGAUAAAGAACCAGAUCAGCCCUUUCAUCUCCCAGAUGUGCAACAUGCUCGGUCUGGGCGACAUGAACGCAGACCAGCUGGCUUCUAAGCUCGAGGAGACCCUGCCAGUCAUCCGCUCAGUCAGUGAGCAGUUCAAAGAUCCUGAACAAACCACCUUCAUCUGUGUGUGUAUCGCCGAGUUCCUCUCCCUCUAUGAGACGGAGCGGCUGAUCCAGGAGCUAGCCAAGUGCCGCAUCGACACGCACAACAUCAUCGUCAACCAACUUGUUUUCCCUGACUCAGAGAGGCCGUGCAAAAUGUGUGAAGCCCGCCAUAAAAUUCAGUCCAAGUAUUUAGACCAGAUGGAGGACCUUUACGAAGAUUUCCACAUAGUCAAGCUACCACUGCUGCCCCAUGAAGUUCGAGGUGCCGACAAGGUGAACACGUUCUCUAAGCAACUUCUGGAACCCUACAAACCCCCAAAUAAGUGAUCUCCCACCCCUGCAGGACGUCCCCUCUCCCUCCUACAGACCACACCUUUACAAUCUGAACUCACCUCCUCUGAGCUCCCCCUGAACCAGCCUCAAACCCUGCAGCAACGGCCUCAUGUCGAUCCACCCAGUCCUCAGUCCGUCAUCCAAAGCAGAGCACUGCGACAGCAAGACACGCCCCUGUUGAAGGGGAGCUGAUGAAAUCACACACACACACACAUAAUCUGCUAUAUUGUUAGAGAGGUACAGAUUUCUGCUGCCUCGUUCUAAGUCCAUCUUCUCGUUCCUUCAUAUCCUCUGUGUGACAGUUGUAGUAUUCCUACUCAAAGCAUUUAACUUUUUCUCUACAAGAAACACCCCCCCCCCCCUUUCCUCCUCGUCCUCCUCCUCCUCCUCCUCCUCCUCCAUCCUGUGCAGUGUCCAGCCUCAGAUGUAAAAACCAGUGAUCCCAGUAAAGGUGCUGUGUAUUCCAGGAUAAAACAGCUUUCAGACGGUUGAUGUUUAUGCCUUGUUUAUUCUGUGUGGUUUGGUGGCUGUGUCUCUUCUCCAGUUUGACUAAAACUUCAUGCAAAUUCAUCCCUAACACAUCUGGAAACAUCAAAAUGUCUACAGAUUCAGGGCGUUAUGGCAGGGCAAUAAAAAAUAAUACUUAGAAACAAAAACAAAUGGCCUGUGGUCUUAGUAGUUUUUGUUCUUGGCCAAGACCAUCCUUGUUACUGCAAUAAAGACAACCAGAGCAGUCAGUCUUUUAUCGUCUGUCAAAUCAUUAGGCCUCACUUUACCACGCAGUAAGCUAAUGUCAAUGAGAUUUUGAUUCAAGUGAAGUUUAUGACUUUGUCUUUGUUUGAACUGGACAGUCUUAAUGGCCUCUGUUUAAUAUUUUAGGCCACUGUUUUUGCUUCAGCCGGUACAUGAUUGGAGACAGAACAGUUUUAUGAGAUUAACAAGAAAAAUGUGUGUUAAGAGUCGAUGCUUGAGAAGCUGGAAGCUAGAAGUCGCAUCUGAAAUCCCAGCACGAGGUUCCCAUGCAGUGCUCAAAAAAACCCAACUCAUCAAACACCGUCAAACUUUUUUUGCCCAUCCUGUUUACUGAGAACUCUAUGGGAACACUAUUGAAAUACAUUAGUAGCCUUAUUUAGUGCAUUGUUCAUAAAAUAUAUUGAAUGUUGCUUGAUCAAAUGUGGAACAAAUGAAUGGCGAGUUGUAUAUCUUACGUUUGCCCCAGUGAGCAAAUACUGGACUUUGAUUAUCUCGCCUGAUGAGCAGGAAGAUACAGAUGACAGGUUAAUACACCGUCAAGGAGAAGCAUAAUCAUCCCCUUUCUUUCUGUCGCUGAAUGCUUUUGAGUCAAUAAUCUGUUUUCUAUAGAUUUUCUUUAAAUUAUGUUGCGAGUGUUAAUUAAAACAAACUUGCCUCAGAA
This is a messenger RNA of Plectropomus leopardus (leopard coralgrouper), 2521 nucleotides long. It is a transcript of the gene get3, whose product is annotated as guided entry of tail-anchored proteins factor 3, ATPase. Lineage: Eukaryota; Metazoa; Chordata; Actinopteri; Perciformes; Serranidae. Gene Ontology annotation, biological process: tail-anchored membrane protein insertion into ER membrane. Gene Ontology annotation, cellular component: GET complex. Gene Ontology annotation, molecular function: ATP binding; ATP hydrolysis activity. The record is from RefSeq and is a predicted model, not a curated record.